Messenger RNA from Sclerotinia borealis F-4128, 2820 nucleotides. The record is from the annotation of a GenBank genome assembly. Lineage: Eukaryota; Fungi; Ascomycota; Leotiomycetes; Helotiales; Sclerotiniaceae.
AUGGCGGAUCAUAACCAUGGUUUACAGACAGGUGCCCAAUCGAGCAACACCUCGUCCGAUGCAGCUCCAAAUCACUUAAGAACUAACAUCGAGCCUGGUCAAUUCGACGAAAAAAAUGGUGGUGUUCAAACACAAACUGUCCCUGCUGUUACCAAACAUGAGGAAGAGGAAGAGGAAGAUGAGGACAUGGACGCAUUGAUCGAUGAACUCGAAUCUCAAGAUGGUCAUGCUGAAGAUGAAGAGGCCGAGGAAGAAAAUGGUCCUGCUGCAGAGCGUCUGGUCCCAGAAGAUUUACUUCAAACAGAUACUCGCAUUGGUCUUACCGACUCUGAGGUUCAAGCUCGUCGUAAGAAGUGGGGUUUGAAUCAAAUGAAGGAAGAGAAAGAUAACAUGUUCUUGAAGUUCCUUGGGUACUUUAUCGGUCCUAUUCAAUUCGUUAUGGAGGCUGCUGCUGUUCUUGCUGCGGGUCUACAAGAUUGGGUCGAUUUCGGUGUCAUUUGCGCACUUCUUCUCCUCAACGCUACUGUCGGUUUUGUUCAAGAAUACCAAGCUGGUUCCAUUGUCGACGAACUGAAGAAGACUCUUGCUUUGAAAGCUGUUGUCCUUCGUGAUGGUCGUCUGUAUGAGAUUGAAGCUCCUGAGGUUGUUCCUGGUGAUAUUCUUCAAAUUGAAGAAGGUACCAUUAUCCCUGCCGAUGGUCGUAUCGUCACCGAAGAUGCGUUUCUUCAGGUCGAUCAAUCUGCCAUUACUGGAGAGUCUCUUGCUGUCGAUAAACAUAAGGGUGAUACAUGUUAUGCAUCUUCUGGUGUCAAACGUGGUGAAGCUUUCAUGGUGAUUACUGCCACUGGAGAUCACACAUUCGUUGGACGUGCAGCAGCUUUGGUCAAUCAAGCUUCGACAGGAACCGGUCAUUUCACCGAAGUCUUGAAUGGUAUAGGUACGGUUCUUUUGAUCCUGGUCAUCUUCACUAACUUGGUUGUCUGGAUUUCCUCAUUCUAUCGCUCGAACCCAAUCGUUCUUAUCCUUGAAUAUACUCUAGCCAUCACGAUUAUUGGUGUCCCGGUCGGUCUCCCAGCUGUCGUUACUACAACCAUGGCUGUCGGUGCCGCCUAUCUGGCCAAGAAGAAAGCUAUCGUCCAGAAGUUGUCCGCUAUUGAGUCACUUGCAGGUGUCGAAAUUCUUUGCUCGGACAAGACUGGUACAUUGACCAAGAACAAGCUCUCUCUCGCCGAACCAUUUACUGUUCCAGGCGUUGAGCCUGAUGAUCUCAUGUUGACUGCUUGUCUUGCUGCCUCUAGAAAGAAGAAGGGUAUCGAUGCCAUUGAUAAGGCUUUUUUGAAAUCUCUUCGUUACUAUCCACGCGCCAAGUCUGUCCUGUCCAAGUACAAAGUCUUAGAGUUCCAUCCUUUCGAUCCUGUUUCCAAAAAAGUUCAAGCUGUUGUCGAGUCGCCCCAGGGAGAAAGAAUUAUUUGUGUCAAGGGAGCUCCACUCUUUGUAUUGAAGACUGUUGAAGAAGAUCACCCAAUUCCCGAGGAGAUUGAUCAAGCCUACAAGAAUAAGGUUGCCGAAUUCGCUACUCGUGGUUUCCGUUCUCUUGGUGUUGCACGAAAGCGUGGUGAGGGUCAGUGGGAGAUUUUGGGUAUUAUGCCUUGCUCUGAUCCACCACGUCAUGAUACCGCCCGUACUAUCAAUGAGGCCAAGACUCUCGGUCUUUCCAUCAAAAUGUUGACUGGUGAUGCUGUCGGUAUCGCUCGUGAAACUUCUAGACAACUUGGACUUGGCACUAACGUUUAUAAUGCUGAGCGUCUUGGACUCGGUGGUGGUGGAGAUAUGCCUGGUUCUGAGGUCUAUGAUUUCGUCGAAGCCGCUGAUGGAUUUGCUGAGGUUUUCCCCCAACACAAAUACAAUGUUGUUGAAAUCCUUCAACAGCGUGGAUAUCUUGUGGCUAUGACCGGAGAUGGUGUCAAUGACGCUCCAUCACUCAAGAAGGCCGAUACUGGUAUCGCCGUAGAAGGCGCUUCUGAUGCCGCCCGCUCAGCAGCUGAUAUCGUCUUCUUAGCUCCUGGACUUGGUGCUAUUAUUGACGCUCUCAAGACUUCUCGACAGAUUUUUCAUCGCAUGUACGCCUACGUUGUCUACCGUAUCGCCUUGUCAAUCCAUCUUGAGAUUUUCCUUGGUCUUUGGAUCGCAAUCUUGAAUAGAUCUCUCAACAUUGAAUUGGUCGUCUUCAUCGCCAUUUUUGCAGAUGUUGCAACUCUUGCUAUCGCAUACGACAAUGCACCAUUCUCCAAAACUCCUGUUAAGUGGAACCUUCCAAAAUUGUGGGGUAUGUCCGUUCUUCUUGGUUUUGUUCUCGCCAUCGGCACCUGGAUUACUCUCACGACCAUGAUCGCUCGCGGUGAAGAUGGUGGUAUCGUUCAAAACUUUGGUGUUCUUGAUGAGGUUGUCUUCCUUGAGAUCUCCCUCACCGAGAAUUGGUUGAUUUUCAUCACACGUGCCAAUGGUCCUUUCUGGUCAUCACUUCCAUCGUGGCAAUUGACUGGCGCUAUCCUCGUCGUCGAUAUUAUCGCAACAUUCUUCACCCUAUUCGGUUGGUUCGUUGGAGGUCAAACUUCAAUUGUUGCCGUUGUCCGUAUUUGGGUGUUCUCAUUCGGUGUCUUCUGUAUCAUGGGUGGUGUAUAUUAUCUACUUCAAGAUAGUGCUGGUUUUGACAAUCUUAUGCAUGGCAAAUCACCAAAAAAGAAUCAAAAACAAAGAUCUCUGGAAGAUUUCGUCGUCUCACUCCAGCGUGUCUCCACACAACACGAAAAGUCGGCAUAG